Molecule: messenger RNA, 3838 nt
Organism: Aplysia californica (California sea hare)
Lineage: Eukaryota; Metazoa; Mollusca; Gastropoda; Aplysiida; Aplysiidae
Product: myb-like protein AA
Exons: 4
Coding region: 38-925 (295 amino acids)
Biological process (GO): regulation of alternative mRNA splicing, via spliceosome
Cellular component (GO): nucleus
Molecular function (GO): single-stranded RNA binding
Source: RefSeq, a predicted model, not a curated record
CUACCCUAGAGUGUUCCGGAAGUUGAUAAAUUUCAAGAUGACGGAAGAUAGUAGAACGCUGUGGGUUGGAAAUCUUGACGAAAAAGUCACAGAAGAAAUAAUUUAUGAAUUAUUUUUCCAGACAGGACCCAUUGAUAGACUGGUGUUUCCAACUGAAGGAGAAGGAGACAAUAAGAAGCACAAAGGACAUGCUUAUGUUGUGUUUCGACAUGCAGAAUCUGUUCAGUAUGCCACACAGGUCCUCGAAGGCACGUCGUUGUUCUCACAGUCACUCUCCUUGAAGGCAAGAAGCCUGCCUGUAACAUACAAGAGUCAGCCCUCAUUUUCCAGCAACAAUUCCUCAAAUUUCUCGGCGAACAAGAGCCGAUUUGACAGCAGCUCAUUACGGGGAGGAUUCAACAGACAGUCGGGCUGGCAAGGCCGAGAUGAUUUCUCCCCUCGGGGCAGAGGCGGCUACAGAGGACGCGGUGGCUCCAACUACAAUCAGAACAGUUAUAACUCUGGUUACAAUAAUUACAACAAUCAGAUGAACUCAAGUGGGUGGCUAGGGGGCCAGCAGCAAGGUGGCUCCAACGACGGAGGGAUGGCCUCGUACAACACUAGCGGCAACGACAACCUGCAGGACAAGCGCCAGAGGCUGAUGCAGCAACAGAACAUCACGCUAGACGUGCACCGGCAAGUGCAGCAGCAGCAGCAACAGCAACAGCCAGGCAUGAUGAACGUGAACCCUCAGAUGUACAACAUGCAGCAACAACAGCCACAGCAGAUGCAGCAGCAGCAGCAACAGCAGCAGCAGCAGUGGUCCAACAACGGGUACAACUGGAACAUGGGAGCCAACGUGGGGACGAAUAUGGGCACGGGAGACAUGGCGUCGUAUCAGACGUACAGCACGGACCAGUACAGUACCUGGUACCAGUCGCAAUAACAUCGGCCACUCCGCUGUUGUGUGUGAAAUGACUGUCAAAUAACCUGUCAGAGGGGUAAUGUUGUUUUCCAGCCCUUAUGAAUGAGUGACUCUCAGUAAAUUGAAGUCAUAUAAAUUACAUUUUUUUAAAUUUCGAGGGUAUUCCAUACUUCACUCUUUUCAGGUGUACCAGAUAUCUUUAGGUUUUUGGAUCUAGACUUAAUUAAAUUUUGACUUUGAUUUUACCUAUACAGGUGAUGUACAAAAUAACUUCAUAUAAGCAUAACCAUCACUCAAAAGGUAACUUGUGAUAAAUCAAAUUGAACAAAAUUGAAUGAGAAAUACAUUCAGACAUAAAACAAGGAUUAAUUUUGAACAUAAGCAUGCAUUACAAGGGUUAAAAUGGGUGAUGGUGAGGAGAAAAUUAAAGUUUGAUUUUUUUUAAAAAGCAAGUCAGCAUAGCUAUCUAAUCACAUACAGGUGAGGAAUAUAAUUCUCACAUUUUUGAAUGCACAGUUUUUUAUUUGAAAGCAAUAUUCCAAUUUUUGUUUGAGUUAUGAUAUUUCUACUCAGUCCAGUUACGUCGCCCUGUUGAUGCUAGACUGCAAGAAUGAAUUCCCUCGUUUAUUGCCAAUCUGAUGCUUUGACAAAGAGAAACUAGAUGUUUUUGUUUCAUAAAUCCUUUUCAAGUUUUCAAGUAGCAAUAAUAAGUCCUUUUUAAUCACGGAUCACGUUAAUACGAAACAAAACUUUGACGAUACAUCCUCACUAGGUGCAGACUCUUGCCAAUAUAUCGGCAAUAUGUCCGGAAAGAGUUACGAAAUUGUUGGAAUGGAAGCAGUUAAAAAAAAAGAAAGCAUUGAUUAUCAUCUUUCAUUGAAGAAUACUUUGCAUAAAGCAAAAAUGCUUGUGUUGAAAUGAGAACUGGCUCGCUCCAUUACCUCUUUUAACUGUUUUGACAGAUUUGAGAAUAAGUUACUGUGAGAGGUUUUCUUGGAAUUGGGUCACAUGUUGGUGUAAAUUGUGCGAGAGUUCUGGCUUUGCCUUGUACGUUUUUGUUUUGUUUUAUUUGUUCUUUUCUGAAAAUGUGUUUAUUCUCAUAACGAGAGAGAGAGAAAAAAACGUGAGAAAAGCGAAAAAGGAAAAGCCGAACUAUGUUUACCAAAUUUAUGAAUGUUGGAAUGACGGUUCAGUAAUUUUAGAUUGCUGGAUUGGUGACCAUUUGGUUAUGAGUUCUACCCCUGGCAGAACAAUGUGUUCUGAUUCCUUGGGACAGACACAUUUUCCUGAAUUUUUUCCUCCCUUUCUAGGUGUGAAUGUUGCAAUGUGGAGAAUGUGGACGAUGAAAAAAAUUAUUACACUUCACUGAAGCUUUGUGCCCUUUGACCAUCCAUCAUUAUUUUUCAUGUUCACACAUCCUGUAAAUAUGUGAAUACUGCAAGUGUAUAUAUUGGGAGGGAGGUCAAAACGCAUUUUUUAAAGAGUCUGAAACAUAACAGGAAUUUGGUCCAAACAUUAUUUGAUUUUUGUCAUGUUUGCAGCUUUUCAGCCAAAGGUUACCGGCCUCUGUGGUGUAGUGGUUAGGGGCUUUGCUGUCGCAGGCAGAAGACCAAGAGUUCGGUUCCUGAGUGGGGUGACAGUUUUUACUAAGUAUCUCAAGUAUCCCUCUCAGCACGGGUUGGCCUCGACAGGCAGGGUCUGCAGCCUGCUUCCAAAUUGAUCUAAAUUGUGUCGAUGGGGUCGUAAAAACACUUACAUUAAAAGAUAAUUUUUUUUGGGGUGAAAGCUUGAAAGUAAAGAAAACCCCAUUUUGUCCGUCUCUUGUUAGUGGGUCAAAAAAGAUUUCUACAGUUUGUAGUAAAAUGAAAAGAAGUCUUCAGUUGUGCAGCUACUCGAAGCAAAACGUCUUUGCUUGUUCUCACUGUGAUGUUUGUAAUAACUUCAGGAAGGUGCCAUUGUCCAAUGAUUCGAAUGCACUUUCAGUUCAUGGCUACUAUUAAAAGCUCUUUGCCUUGCUGGAGUGGAGUCAUGAGCUGUCAUUUUAUUCUUUCGUGUGUUUUUUGUUUUUGUGAAAAUGUAUGUUUUGUUGAUACCCUCUUCUAGAGAUGAACAGAAGUCCCUAUGCUGCUGGGAAGUUUGAUCUAUUUUAGAUUUUUAAAAACUCAGGUCCUAUACUGUUCUUCUAUUGUUAAGAUGGCCACUUUUCUGGAAACUUUUAGAAUGCCAGGAAUAUGAAAUUUCCCUUAGUGUUUUUUGUUCUUUUAAAAUUUCAAAGCCAUGUCUAUUCUUGUUGUGUUGUCUUGUGUUCUUUUUGCAAGAGAUGCAAUCCUGUUAGCUUUGCUAAUUUUACUAGAAUUAAAUGACUAUGUGCUGACAAAUUAAGUUAAUUCUCGCAAUUUAGGAAUGCGGAUAUCCGUCAAAAUUCGACACUGGUGUCAAAUUUAUGGAUUUUCGACGUUUGUCAUUGUCUUCAAGUUUAACAUGUGUUUUAAUAUUUCGUUCCAUUAAAUUGUUCAAACUCAGCCUAUAAAUUUGGUUUAUAAAUGCACAUCUAUCAGGCUAAAAUCUGAGAAAUAACUCAUUUUGUCAUCACGUCUUACAAAGGCUGCAAAACUGUCUUUUGUCCUCUUUUGUCUCCGGAUGUUUUUUUUUUAAUCUAAGUGAAGAUGCAGAAAGCUAACGUGCCUGAAGGCAGUGAGUUGAGCAAGGUGGGACAGGCCAUUAAAAAAAAAAAAUCGCUGCUCGAUCCUCCAAUCUUGUAGUCUGACAGUUUAAUUGGAACUUAAACUGUGGAUGUUGUUCAUACACUUAUUAUGUGUUUUGUUUUUCCCUCCAUGAGUUCAUGUAAAGCCAUGUAUAUACAUUUAAUAUAUAUGUCUCAUUGGCGUCUUCUUUUUGAUAAUAAAAAGCAGAGGAUGUGUGCCCAUCAUUUUA